UUGGUGGAGAGCUGCAAGAAGCAAGCUCAUAAUUUUUGGUAUGGCGUUGAUAGAAUUACUGGCGAUGUCAAUAUCGAUGGUUCUCCUUACAAGGCUUAUGAUGCCGAAGGCCGCGGCUAUCGAGGGCUUAGUGCAGGUGAUAUGAAAGCAGAGGAUCGAGAGAAUUAA
Bipolaris maydis ATCC 48331 is the source of this 168-nucleotide messenger RNA. The record is from RefSeq and is a predicted model, not a curated record. Lineage: Eukaryota; Fungi; Ascomycota; Dothideomycetes; Pleosporales; Pleosporaceae.